CCUCUGUAUUACUAUAAAAAAAGGGAUAAAGGAAUAUUAGCUUCUUCCAUUCCAUUAUACUUGAUGCUUAUUAUAGUAAUAUUUUACUACCUAAUAUGUUAUAAUCGAGUACGAGUAUUUCAGAAUUUGAAACUAUUUUCUAUGAGAUGAGACCUACUUUUGGUACAAAUAUAAAAAUUGAAAGAGUAUGAAACUUUAAAAGCAAAAAAAAAGUAAUAAAGGUAAUAUAUUGGCGUGUGAGGUUUGUGUUCGUGUGCGUAAGGAGGACGGCCAACCCACUUAUUCUCUUCUUUCUCUCUCUUUAAUUUCUUUCACAAAAUUGUCAUUUAUUUUUCCCGAAUAAUUUGUUAAAUGAUGAUCUGAAGAGAAAACAAAUACUCCAAAGGAUGAUGACAAUGAAAACACAGAAUUAUGAAUGUUGCAUGUGUGGUGAUUAUGGUCUCUCCAAUCAACUCUUUCGUUGCAAAGUUUGUCAUUUCAGAUCUCAACACAGGUAUUGUAGCAAUCUUUAUCCCAAAGCUGAGUCAUAUAGAGUAUGCAAUUGGUGCCUAAUUCAGAAAGAUGAUCAUCCCACUCUCACCACCACAUCAAAUUACACAAAUUCUUCCAACUCUCCUUCUGCUACUACCAAAAAGUCCAAUUCUGUUGGGAUAAUAAAGCUUGGUUUAAAGCCCAAGAGCUUGCAGCCCACAAGCCCAAUCAAGAAGCCCAAUCGAUCACCAGAAACUGGAUCCCCUUUGGGCCGGAAACGGAUCAAUAGCCCAAUUCAAAAUCAAGAUAAGUUGAGGAAGACCAAGUCUGAGGAAUUAUCAAAAAAUAAUAAUAAUAAUAAUAAUAAUAAUAAUAAUUCAGGUAGCAGCAGUAGAAAUAGUGGAGGUGGGCCCAGUGUAAUCAAACAUGUAUUUAGAAACAAGGUGAGAAGGUAUAAGCUUUUAGAUGAGGUCUCUAGUUGACAUGCACAUCAAUAUCAUACUAGUACUGUUAUUCCACCAUCUACUAGUAGUGUUUUUCUUCGUUUGGGUCCAACUUGACUUUAAUAUCAUACUAUUUUAUGUACAUGGGAUUCUUGUGAGGUUUUGAGGAUAUUUAUUUUAGGUUUUAUCUAAUUUUUUCAGAGUA
Molecule: messenger RNA, 1119 nt
Organism: Amaranthus tricolor (Joseph's coat)
Lineage: Eukaryota; Viridiplantae; Streptophyta; Magnoliopsida; Caryophyllales; Amaranthaceae
Exons: 2
Coding region: 387-953 (188 amino acids)
Source: RefSeq, a predicted model, not a curated record